Messenger RNA from Tripterygium wilfordii, 2205 nucleotides. Its product is annotated as LRR receptor-like serine/threonine-protein kinase FLS2. Bases 284 to 2089 code for a protein of 601 amino acids. The transcript has a single exon. The record is from RefSeq and is a predicted model, not a curated record. Gene Ontology annotation, molecular function: protein binding. NCBI's taxonomy places the organism in Eukaryota, Viridiplantae, Streptophyta, Magnoliopsida, Celastrales, Celastraceae.
CUUGAGACCAACCCACUCUGCAUUUCCCAUUUUAUUCUUCUUCUUCUACUACUAUCUUUAUCAUCAUUAUACCUUCCUGUCUAAGGGAAGGAAUAGAACAAACACCAUGUCUGUAACUUUCCUACUUUUUCUACCUUCUUCGUGACACAACAGUCUUUGUUUUCCCUCCUCCACCUGAUUCAAAGUCCUCUUGUCAGAUCCCAGAUUCAUUGUGUCAAAAGUUCUAUAUAGUUUUCAUCUCUCUCUCUCUCUCUCUGAUCUGAUCAAGACCCACUUCAAAAAAAUGCAGAUUCUCAAAUGGGUUUUCAACCUUUUCUUUAUAUACUCCAGUUUCAAUGUGUUUGCAGGAAUGGUAGCUCAAAGAAGCCCAAUGGUGUGUUCAGAGGCAGAUAGAGCUGCACUGCUUGAUUUCAAAGCCAAAAUUGUGAUGGACACUACAGAAAUUCUAUCUUCAUGGGUAGACAGAGACUGCUGUGGAGAAGAUUGGGAGGGUGUCCAGUGUAAUCAAAGAGGGAGGGUUACUGGGUUGCAGUUGCAGAGACCUGAUAGAGGGAGUGGCACUGCCACUGGCGAUGUAAUGUACAUGAAGGGCACUCUCUCUCCUUCUCUUGGUGCAUUGCAGUUCUUGGAGACGUUGGUGAUUAGUGGGAUGAAGCACAUUACAGGUCCAAUUCCUGAUAGCCUCUCAAAUCUAACUCAUCUCACAACAUUGGUCCUAGAAGAUAAUUCCCUUGAAGGGAACAUCCCUCUAGGUCUGGGUCACUUGUCCUCCCUCAAUGCCUUUUCUCUUAGUGGGAAUCAUUUGAGGGGCCAAAUUCCUCCUAGUCUAGGCAACUUUAGGAAUCUUAACCUGUUAAAUUUGGCAAGAAACUCUUUUUCUGGUCCAAUCCCUUCUACUUUCAAAAGUUUCAUCAGUUUGCAGUCUCUUGAUGUCAGCUUCAACUUGUUGACAGGGCACAUUCCAGAUUUUGUAGGGCAAUUCAGAAACCUUACCUAUCUUGACCUGUCCAAUAAUCUACUAUCAGGGCAGAUACCCAUUUCAAUGUGUAGCCUGGCAAGUCUUUCAGACUUGUCAUUAAACCAAAACCAGCUCACAGGAACAAUCCCAGACCAGCUUGUAGGCUUAAAGUCCCUUGCCAGUCUUCAGCUCAGCGAAAACCAGUUUAUCGGUCAAAUUCCGGAGUCCAUUUCGAGAUUGAAGAAUCUAUGGAACCUUAAUUUGUCCAGAAAUGGAUUCAUAGAUCCUUUACCAGUCAUUGGCGUUGGGGGCCUUCCUUCUCUCUUGUCAAUUGACCUGUCUCACAACAACCUCAGUUUAGGGACAGUUCCUGGUUGGAUAAAAGACAGGCAACUUUCAGAUGUCAAUCUAGCUGGUUGUAGACUAAGAGGAGCACUGCCAAAGUUUACUAGACCAGAUUCCUUGAGCUCUUUAGACCUAUCUGAUAACUUCUUCACAGAUGGGAUUUUAGGUUUCUUCACAAAUAUGUCUAGUUUGCAGAAGUUGAAGCUCUCAAACAACCAAUUGAAGUUUGACCUUUCUGCGAUCAGAUUGCUGGACGGGCUUUCUGCCAUUGAUCUUCACUCGAAUCAGCUCACUGGAUCCCUCUCAAGCAUCUUAAACAACAGGACAAGCAGCUUUUUAGACGCAUUGGAUGUAUCAAACAAUCAAAUUUCCGGUGCAAUUCCAGAGUUCAAUGAAGGAUUGAACCUGAAAGUCUUGAACAUUGGAAGCAACAAGAUUGCUGGACACAUCCCCAUUUCGGUCUCAAACCUGAUUCAACUCGAAAGGUUUGAUAUUUCAAGGAACCAAAUGGCAGGCACCAUCCCUACAAGCUUAGGGCUAUUGCUGAAUCUUCAAUGGCUUGAUCUGUCCAUCAAUAGGCUAAAUGGAAAAAUCCCAAAUUCUUUGUUGGGUAUCAAAGAUUUGAGACAUGCCAACUUCAGGGCAAACAGACUCUGUGGAGAGAUUCCACAGGGUAGACCUUAUAACAUCUUCCCUGCUUCUGCUUAUGCUCACAAUCUGUGCUUAUGUGGCAAGCCCUUGCCAUCUUGCAGGACAAAGUCAGUGACCAAGAAGAUAGGCUCAUGACUGAUGAGCAUUCAAUGCCAUGUUAUAGAGAAGAAUAGGUUAUAUUUUCUGCUAUAGUACAUUUUUCUUUAAUCUAUCAUAAUUCAUUUUGAAUAAUAUAAAUUCUUAAUUCAGAA